AAGAAAAAUAUCGAAAUUUUUUACAAUACAAUGAACUGGUCAUUUUCCAUUCCCUCUUUUUCUACUAUAAUCCCAUACCUAAUCUCCUUCUUUGUUAUUAUAAUUUUUCUUGAACAACUUUCUUAUUUCAUCAAGAAACGCUCCGCUUCCGGUCCGUUUCUUGUUCUACCACUACUCGGCAAUACAAUUCCAUGCUUUAGAAACCCAACCAAAUUCUGGGAGCUUCAGUCUGAUUAUGCUCGUCGCUUCGGCUUCUCCGUAAAUUACUUACUCGGCGUGUUUGUCGUCUUUAUUCGCGACACUGAACUCUCACAUCUUAUUUUUGCCAAUGUACGACCUGAUGCUUUUAUGUUCGCCGGUUAUCCGUUUGCGAAAAAAUUAUUUGGUGAACAUAAUCUUAUUUAUUUGUUUGGCGACGAUCAUAAAGAUCUUCGUCGCCGAAUUACUCCUAAUUUUACUCACAGAGCUCUCUCUAGCUACUUUUCUCCCCAGCAGAAGACAAUGCUCAAACAUUUCAAGAAAUGGGCAGCGAUCGGUGCAGAGAAUCCAAAGAAGCCGAUUGUUCUUCGUUUGUUGAUUCGCGAUAUGAAUCUUGAAACUUCGCAAAUGGUUUUCGUGGGUCCGUAUUUGACUCAAAAAAUGCGCGAAAGGUUCAUGAUUGACUAUAACGAGUUCAACAAUGGAACCCUAGCGCUUCCUAUUGAUCUCCCUGGUUUCGCGUUUCGUCGGGCGAGAGUAGCUCAUGGUCGUCUUGUCGAAACGUUGUCUGAAUGUGCAAGACAAAGUAAGACCAGAAUGGAGAAAAAGGAAGAGCCGUUAUGUAUGGUUGAUUUCUGGAUGCAAGAAACCAUUCAAGAAAUCUCCGCCGCGGAAUCCGCCGGUAAACCUGCUUCGCCGCAUACUAGCGAUGCUGUGAUCGGCACCCACUUGUUUGACUUCCUCUUUGCCGCCCAAGACGGUUCCACUUCCUCACUUCUUUGGGCUAUAACGCAGCUCGCAUCGCACCCAGACGUUUUAUCUAAGGUUAGAGAAGAAGUUUCCGCCGUAUGGUCACCGGAUUCCAGUGAGAUCAUAACUCCAGAACUGAUCAAGGAAAUGAAUUACACGCAGGCGGUGGCGCGUGAGGUUCUCAGGUAUCGAACGCCGGCGACUUUAGUGCCCCACGAGGCCCUUAGAGAUUUUCAGUUGACGGAUACAUAUAAAAUUCCAAAAGGAAGUAUUGUGUUUCCAUCGGUUUAUGACAGUUCAUUUCAAGGCUUUACUGAACCGGAACGGUUCGACCCAGAGCGGUUCAUGAAAGAGCGGCAAGAAGAUCAAGUAUUUAAAAGGAACUUUUUGGUUUUUGGGACUGGGACCCAUCAGUGUGUGGGCCAGAGAUAUGCACUGAAUCAUUUGGUGUUGUUCAUUGCUAUGUUCUCUAUGACCGUUGAUUUCCAGAGGCAUCGAACGGAUGGUUGUGAUGAAAUUGUGUAUAAUCCCACAAUUUGCCCCAAAGAUGGCUGCACUGGAUUCAUCUCUGGCCGUUGAUUAUAAAAAAAUUGUGUAUGAUAUUUGUAUUUAUAAUUACAGAAUACAUUAUAUCUCAGUUCUAUUAUGUACUUCGAUUGUAAUUAUUUUUGAGUAGGGAUGUAAGUAAACCUAGUCGAGUUUUAAUGUGUUUAUACUCAGCUCGUUAUAUGAUAAAGCAUUCAUGGUUCA
This is a messenger RNA of Mercurialis annua (annual mercury), 1698 nucleotides long. Its product is annotated as cytochrome P450 710A1-like. The coding region runs from base 31 to 1527 and encodes 498 amino acids. Gene Ontology annotation, molecular function: monooxygenase activity; oxidoreductase activity, acting on paired donors, with incorporation or reduction of molecular oxygen; iron ion binding. Gene Ontology annotation, biological process: sterol metabolic process. The record is from RefSeq and is a predicted model, not a curated record. NCBI's taxonomy places the organism in Eukaryota, Viridiplantae, Streptophyta, Magnoliopsida, Malpighiales, Euphorbiaceae. The transcript has a single exon.